Molecule: messenger RNA, 2679 nt
Organism: Paralichthys olivaceus (Japanese flounder)
Lineage: Eukaryota; Metazoa; Chordata; Actinopteri; Pleuronectiformes; Paralichthyidae
Source: RefSeq, a predicted model, not a curated record
GUCACCAUAGUAACCAACAAUGUGCCAGCUGUGGGAGGAGAGAGUGGUGAGACCCGCUGUCAGGGGGACAUGGAGAAGGCAGACAUGGUUGACGGAAUCAAAGAGAGUGUGUGCUGGACGCCGCCUCCAGAGGUCAACCCCAACAAGACGUGUGAAUACCAGGCACUGUGCUCACGCUUCAAGGACCUGCUCACGUUACCAGAUGGCUACUUCAGCGAAGACGCCAAGUACAACCUGUGCUACUGUGAGUCCUGCCACAAGCUCCGAGGAGACGAGGCGUACUACAAAAGAGGCGAGCCGCCCCGGGACUACGCCCUGCCCUUCGGCUGGUGCCGCUUCGCCCUCAGGAUUAAGCCCCACUGUGAGGUUUCUAAUGCACUGAAGAAGUGGCACAUCGCGUACCACGGCACGAGUGUCGGAGCCCUGCGACGCACGCUGGACCACAGCGAACUGCUGCCUGGGACGUCGUCCAUCUUCUCGGUGUCUCCGGUGAAGGCGGAGGGGCCAAACGGCUACAGCGAGCCAGAGGAGAACAGCGCCCCAGGCAGGGAGGUUCCCAGAGUGCACCUCUCCCCCACCAUGCGCUACUCCGGCUUGGAGAUCUUUGCUCCCAAAGUGCAAUUUCAGGACCCCCGCUCUCACCGCAGCCACCAGGCCCAGGUGGGAUUCCAGGUGUGCGUGCGUCCAGGCUCCUACAAGGUGGGGCCCCAGACGCUCGGCCACAGCGAGCCCCUGGACCCGCGCUUCAGCAACUCGGAGAUCGAGUGGAUCACCAAGGAGCAGGGCGGUACGCUCCUCUACGGGCUGCUCGUCCGGAUCGAGUGAACGGAGCAACGAGGGAGGCAUUAGGGUGGAAGGGAGAGGGCGGCGUCGUCAUGGCGCUCCUCGUACUUUUGAUAAACUGACAACCAAAUCCAACCCCUGCCUUGAGCGAGAGACUCCUCUGGAAUCCAGCUGUGGAUUGUUGACAAUUCAGCAUUAUUGAUUUUUUUCUUUUUUCGUUUAUUUUGUUAGUUGUUUGCUCUCGGACUCCUUUAACGGCCGGGGCCUACGGCGGUUUCAAAGAAGAACAGACACUGCCUGCACUUUAUGUUUCGGACACUCGUGGGCGAUUUUUUUAAAAACGAACUUCUCAUCGACACGACACGUUUGUUCAUUCACUGCAGUUUUUUUUUUUUUUUUUUCUCCCUUCAUUCUCACAAACAGAAUUUUUUUUCUUAAUUUCUUUCUGCACUUAUUUUAACAAUCAUCACAUCUGCUCUGGUCAGUGUUUUACUUUAGGAGGAGCUGUCCCCUGCCAACCUGCACAUUAACGGACCGUCGCCUAAAAAGAAGAAACGUGGGGCAAGUACAAAAAAAAAGAAAAGAAGAAGAGACAAUGUUUUCACAAAAAUAUAGAAACCGCAGACACUUGAAUCUGACACUGAACCCGAGAGUGUCUUGUGAUUGUGACUUCUUUACGGGCGGAUUUUAAAACUGGAGGAAGAAAAAAAAUGUUUACACAUGUACCACUGUAUGUUGCUGUCCUCUACGUGUCUCCACGGUAACAGUCGGGCUAACCUAUUAUUCAUGUUUGCGGUUUUUUUUUUUUUAAAAGGACCCAGUGUCAUUUCCUAAUCAGACGGAAAACUGGAAAGAAUUGUGAAAAUAGUUUGAGAAGCUAAAAAAAUAGAUAUUGAAUGGAAAUAAUUCUCCAGCCUGACAACUUUUGUGCAACCCGUGAUAUUUUUUUUUUGUGCUACAAAUUUCUUUACGUCUAUAUAUUCGGUGGGUUGCGACACAAGGAUUCAAAGGAAGCAUUAGACAUUUUGGUAAAAAAAAGGAAGAUCACACCACUGUCACCUCUGUGCAGUAAAUAUUAAGCUACUUCCGGAGAAACGCCGGCCCGGACGACUUAGGGAAGCGGCUGUACGUUACAUUUUAGUUUCAGUAGGAAACAAGUGGCAUCAAAAUUCCCAGAAUGCCAUUUAUUUCUUUUCAAAGUUAGUUCAACAGACAGACGCCAGAAGAGUGUUUUUCUCCGCUCCAUACCUCCCUUCGAUCCGUCAUGUCGUACUGUUUACCGCGCGGGACCUUUUCAGAGCCACAACCCAGGAAGCAACAAGAUCAGCAGGACGUCUGCACACCGCGACCUGCGCUGGCGUUUACACGUGAAUGUUAAUUAGGGCUCUGUGGUUCCAUUACGUCAAACAUCGCACAUUUACAUUUGUCAGAAAUGUUUAUACAAGCGUUCUACUUCAUCUGAAACCUCCACUUAGAGACUGAUUGUAUGUGAAACAGCUUUCCAAAGCGUUAUUUUGUUUUUCUCAUCGUUCUCAGUCCUGUUGCCAAUUUGUGCUGCAGAACAUGAACCCCUAACGUGUUUUAUAUUUUUAAAGGCACAGCUUCGACGAGUCAAACUCAAAAAAACAACAAAGAAGCUCGGACACCUUCUCAGAGCUGCUGUGAUCCGACUGACAGAAGAUCUACGGGGUUUUGCGAAGGAAAAAAAACUUCCAAUCAAAAAUGUGAAAAAUAUUAUUAUUAUUAUGGGUUGUUUAUGGCCCAGUGCUGCUUUGUACAAUUUGAUUUGUAUCAUUUUUGUUUUCUGUAUGUUGCGUUGUACAGGCUGUUACAUAACAAAUCAUAUCUUCCUGAUUUAUAAAUAAUGAAAAUAAACUGACAGACAGUAUGCACAGA